AUGCACGACAAAAUGGCGAACUUUUUGUGUAACCACGUGGUUUUUUUAGUGAAACUAUUGCAAAUUGCAGGCUUAAAGUUAGCUGCAAGGAUUACUGGUGAUUCAGAAACAGAGUUCCUGAAGUCAAUCUCACAUUCUGGUGCAGUGCACGAAAGUGCUAAGAGGAUCAGACCUGAGCGUCCACGUGAUCGUCGCACAAGUAAAGCCGAUUCCAACAACAGCGACGAAGAAUAUUCUCAUAGCCGACAUUUAAUUCCCCCUAAGGUAGAUUCUAGAUCACGAGACAGUAGUCGUAGAAGUUACCACCACUCUCAAAGAGAUUCUUCUAGAUCAAGAGAUAGCAGUCGCAGAAGUGAUCAUCAAUCCAAAAGAGAUUCGUCUAAAUCAAAAGAAAGCGGUCGUAUAGGUGAUUAUGAUUCUGGUGCAGGACCUUACAAAUCAAGAGAUAGCAGUCACAAAAGAGACUCUUCUAGAUCCAAUCCCAGCAGCCGUAGAAGUCAUUCUCGUUCUAGAAGAGAUUCUUCAAAAUCAAGGGGCACCAGUGAUAGAAGUAAAUCUCGUUCCAGACCCGAGUCAAGCUCUAAGAAAAGUUACGCAUCUUUGAGGAAAUGUGUUGAUAAAAGAUCAUCCGCUAAAGAUUGCUUCGACUUCUUCAUAUUGACAUGUUAUUUUCCAAAAGCGGCAGCCUUGAGUGCUCAAAACAUGGGUAAUAAGGAAUAUUAUGAAGACAAGUUAAAAGAUGACUGGUCUAUUCAUGGAUUGUGGGCUUUUUCUUAUAAGUAUGGUGCAGAAUUGGAAAAAGAGUGCGGUAACCUGAUUAAUAUGUGGUUUGAUGAAAAAUUAUUGUUAGACAAUGAAGAUUUCGUUAAAGAACUCCGUGAAAAGUGGUUUAAUAUUUACAAGAAAGAUGGUUAUUCUGAUGAAACGUUUUGGAAGCAUGAGUUUUAUGAGCAUGGCAAGUGUGCGACACGCUCCAAACAUGUUAAAGACCUUAAAGGAUACUUCAAUCUGGCAUUGAAGCUGUUCAAUAAUGCAGACCUCAAGAAUACGCUUGCUGACGGUGGUUUUGAACCCGGAAAAAUUGUCACCUGGGCGGAAAUGUACAAUAUUAUUAAAAAAAAACAUGGUGGUUAUCCUAAAAUCGAACAACUGAGAGACCCGGUGAGAUUUCUUUAA
Molecule: messenger RNA, 1176 nt
Organism: Cotesia congregata
Lineage: Eukaryota; Metazoa; Arthropoda; Insecta; Hymenoptera; Braconidae
Source: the annotation of a GenBank genome assembly